This is a messenger RNA of Zingiber officinale, 603 nucleotides long. RefSeq lists its product as uncharacterized. The transcript is spliced from 4 exons. The record is from RefSeq and is a predicted model, not a curated record. NCBI's taxonomy places the organism in Eukaryota, Viridiplantae, Streptophyta, Magnoliopsida, Zingiberales, Zingiberaceae. The coding region runs from base 1 to 588 and encodes 195 amino acids.
AUGGGCUCUACAACGGUCCUCGCAUCACUCUGCAAUGGGGGUGCCGCAAGCGCCUCCGCCGCAUCAAGGUCAGGGACAAAGGAUCCGCCGCAAAAUCUGGCGUCCGGAGGGGAAUCGCAUCUCGGAAUGUCUGCCGCAUCGCAGAUCAAGAGUCCCCCUGCACCCGCCUCUUUAUCCCCUCAGAACCACAGGAGGUCAGAAUCGACCGGGAGCGAGAACCAUAACUCCCGAUCUGUCUCGUCGUCGCCGGAUAAGGAUGACCGUUGCUACACGACCAGGGGAUCGGCGGCGUUGGUAUGCGAGGGCGAGAACGCCGACGAAAGAGCCUCGGCAGCCUCUCUACCUCGAUUCUUCGUUUCACUGUCAAACAAGGAGAAGGAGGAGGACUUCAUGGUGAUGAAGGGGUGCAAGCUGCCGCAGCGACCCAAGAAGAGAUCCAAAUUCGUCCAAAAAUGCAUACUCUUGGUGAGUCCUGGAGCAUGGCUGUCAGAUCUCUCACAGGAGAGGUAUGUAGUCAGGGAGAAGAAGGGAUCAAGAAAGAGGAGAAGAGGAUUAAAGGCCAUGUCCAUGGAGAGUGAUUCAGAAUGAAGCAAAAGGGAGAGG